AUGACAAAAUUGGCUAGCGUUCAACUUCAAAAAUCAAAAAUAGUCGAUUAUUCACAUCUUAACGAACACGAUCCAGACUUUAACUCAGAUUCAGAUGACAGCAGCUGUGAAGGAGUGGAUACUACCGAAAAUGACGCCGAUAAUGGAGAUUCAAUCGAUGGCGGUGAUGAUGAAGAUUAUCUAUCUGAUCAUCUUUGCAAUGUUAGUUCGACUAAUUUUCAAGGAAUGCGAGUUUUUGAUUCUAUUAAUCCAACGUUGGCUAAGUGGUACUUUAUCGUCAACAUUAAUGGUACAAAAAAAUAUUUACAUAAACAGACAGCUGCUUGGCUUCUUUCAAGUGACAAGUCUACUUUGUCAUUAGAUCGUUUAAAACGUGUUAUGACUAACACAACUAAAAAUAUAUUUCCAUUUGAGUUCUUCAUAUUCGAAUCUCAUCUUGUCUUUUCGAGGUGUUAA
Messenger RNA from Rotaria sp. Silwood1, 456 nucleotides. Lineage: Eukaryota; Metazoa; Rotifera; Eurotatoria; Philodinida; Philodinidae. The record is from the annotation of a GenBank genome assembly.